Molecule: messenger RNA, 513 nt
Organism: Quercus lobata
Lineage: Eukaryota; Viridiplantae; Streptophyta; Magnoliopsida; Fagales; Fagaceae
Product: proline-, glutamic acid- and leucine-rich protein 1-like
Exons: 1
Coding region: 1-513 (170 amino acids)
Source: RefSeq, a predicted model, not a curated record
AUGCCACUUUCAUUCGCAUUCCAAGCGCCUAAGUAUGUGAUCAAGGCUCGCGACCCUCGGCUUCGCCGCAUCAACGUUGCUUUCGAAGGAUUCAUUGUUCCAGAAGGUAUCCCACUCCCUCAAGAUACUUCUCGCACCCAACCCCUUUUUGUGGCCACUCCUUCAAUUGGAGCAUCCUCAUCCCAACCCGUUCUCGAGGAAGAGGAAGAAAAGGAAGAAGAAGAAGAAGAAAGAAGCCCAGAGGAGGUUGUGGACUUGUUAGACUCCUCGGACGAAUUUGAGGUUUUUAACCAGACUCUACCCUCCGAAGACGUAUCUGACGAAAUGGGUUUCCAAAGGAAACCUCGGAGGAGUUUAAUGGAGCUGAUAGAAAAUCAGCCUGGAAAAGGUGCACCGGGGAAAUCUACACAGUCUCAGAUUCCCCCUCCUCUUCCCAAAUCUCCUCCUCCUGCUCCUCACCAACCUCAACCAAUCAGACCUGAACAUAAUGAUCCUAAAAAGAAAAGAGAUUAG